GUUAUAAGGACGGCCCUACAUAAUAUGGACAGGGAAGCCAGAGAGCACUACUCUGUUGUCAUUCAAGCCAAAGAUAUGGCUGGGCAAGUUGGAGGCCUUUCAGGGUCCACUACUGUCAAUAUUACACUCUCAGAUGUCAACGACAACCCACCCAGAUUUCCACAGAAACACUAUCAGCUAUAUGUCCCUGAAUCAGCUCAAGUUGGUUCAGCUGUAGGAAAAAUCAAGGCAAAUGACGCUGAUACUGGAACAAAUGCUGACAUGAAAUACACAAUCAUCAAUGGUGAUGGCAUUGGAGUGUUCUCCAUAUCAACUGACAAAGAGACAAGAGAAGGCAUUCUUUCCUUGAAGAAGCCGCUAAACUAUGAGAAGAAGAAGUCCUAUACUCUCAACAUAGAAGGAGCAAAUACACAUCUUGAUUUCCGAUUUUCUCACUUGGGCCCAUUUAAAGAUGUCACCAUGCUGAAGAUCAUUGUGGGAGAUGUUGAUGAACCACCACUCUUUUCAAUGCCUUCCUAUGUUAUGGAUGUUCAUGAGAAUGAGAAGAUUGGAACAGUGGUUGGCACAGUGGCUGCUCAAGAUCCGGACAGUGCUAAUAGCUUAGUAAGAUAUUUCAUUGACCACAGUGCUGAGGAUGAUAGGUUUUUCAACAUUGAUGCUAACACUGGAACCAUUAAGACUGCAAAAGUCCUUGACAGAGAGGAAACACCAUGGUACAAUAUCACAGUCGCUGCUUCAGAAAAGGACAAUCCUAGCCUGCUGAGCCAUGUUGCAGUUGGCAUUCGAGUUCUAGAUGUCAAUGAUAACCCACCAGAGCUUGCCAAGGAGUAUGAUAUUGUAGUUUGUGAAAAUUCUAAGCCUGGCCAAGUUAUACAUACCAUCAGUGCCACUGAUAAAGAUGAUUUUGCAAAUGGACCAAGAUUCCACUUCUUUCUGGAUGAAGGUCUGGCUCUGAACCCCAACUUCACACUGAAGGACAAUGAGGAUAACACAGCCAGCAUUCUGACAAGGCGGAGGAGAUUUAGUCGAACUAUUCAGGAUGUGUAUUAUCUCCCCAUUAUGAUCUCUGAUGGUGGAAUCCCCUCUCUCAGCAGCAGCAGCACCCUCACCAUAAGGGUAUGUGCAUGUGAGAGAGAUGGGCGUGUGCGAACCUGCCAUGCUGAAGCCUUCCUGUCCUCUGCUGGCUUAAGUACAGGAGCCUUAAUUGCAAUUCUUCUCUGUGUCCUCAUUCUUUUGGCAAUCGUGGUUCUCUUCAUCACUCUCAGACGCAGCAAGAAAGAGCCCUUGAUCAUUUCAGAGGAGGACGUGCGGGAAAAUGUUGUCACUUAUGAUGAUGAAGGGGGUGGGGAGGAAGAUACCGAAGCCUUUGACAUCACAGCCCUGAGGAACCCAUCGGCUGCUGAGGAGCUGAAAUAUAGAAGAGAUGUUCGACCUGAAGUGAUGCUUACACCCCGACACCAGCCUUCGUCCGCUCUUGAGAGUAUAGAUGUUCAGGAAUUUAUUAAACAAAGACUGGCAGAGGCAGACCUUGACCCCAGUGUCCCUCCCUAUGACUCUCUACAGACAUAUGCAUAUGAGGGCCAUAGAUCUGAAGAUGGGUCUAUCAGCUCCCUGGAUUCAGCAACUACACACUCAGACCAGGAUUAUAAUUAUCUUGGUGACUGGGGACCAGAGUUUAAAAAGUUAGCUGAACUCUAUGGAGAAUUAGAAUCGGAAAGAACAAGUUAGGGAUGAGCACUCUUGGAAUUUGCUUCCUGGGCAACUGGAUAUAUAAGCGCAAGUAAUGGCAAUGAUAAGGGAUGGCAAUAGUGCUGGGAACUGAGCAAGCCUGCACACAGUCACUGUAGAAACAAGUGCCCUUUUCAUGUGUGAAAUUGGGUUCUUUGAUUGGAAGAAAGUCAAAAUUUGAAAAUACAGAGAAAAAAAGAAGCUAUUGUUCCUUGUGUAUAUUUUUUAAAUGCUUAAUAAAGUUCUGUGGUACCGUUUCAUUAACAAUACCCUAAUAAGCCAAACAAUGAUAUAUUAUUGCAACAUUUUUUCCCCUAAAUCUUAUUUGGAGGCAGAUGAAUGCAAACAUUCCCAAUAACUAAAGUGUAAUGUUUGUAGAGAUGGUACCUUGGAGUGUUCAUCUAAAUGGAGGUGAGCAUUGUAUUUCCAGUUUCUCUGGAAUGACUUGGGAAAGCCCAGACUGAGACUUUAGCCCGCACUCUGCUGAAAUGGCAGACCUCUUCAUUCUUGUCCCACCUGGGCUUUCAAUUAAAUUGAGUGAAAUUUUUCUGAAACACCAGGCUUGCCUGAUGUGGACCUGUAUGCCUAGUUCCUUUUUGCCCUCCCCUCUUCUUCUCUCCAUAAGAAAAUGAUGGAGCAUGGGGAUUUGCUGCCUGUACUGUUAUGUAUGCAACUUCUGAGCACCAAAUGUGCACUGUUGCUGAGGGCAGAGACUGUUGUCUCUGUUGCCUUUUUUCUUCUUUCUUUCUUUCUUUUUUUUAACUGGAGAGUUUCUCUUUUCUCCUAGGUAGAAUGAAUGAUUUAAAAGUUAUUGUAUACUCAGUGAAGCUGAAGAGGCAUGGGCAGAAGAAAAACCACAACAGAAGGAAAUAUUAACCUCUGCAACUGUUUAAGUAACUCUUUUCCUGGAUUCAGUGAUUAGUAACCAAUUCUAUGCUGCACACUGUAAUGAGAAUCAAACAUCAUAAAAAUGUUUCUAUUUCAGACUAAUAAGUUUACUGGUAAGGAAAAUAUGAUCAGUAUGAAUGAAGAAUAUUGGCUGUGGGCCUCAUGUUUGUUAGCUAGUUAGCAUUUUAUAAAAGAAAACGCUAAUUUCUGCAAUAAAAGAGGAAAAAAUUCCAAAUGGCAAAGUUGAUAUUAGUUGGACCCAACUCUAUUUGGCAGUCACUCAUAUCUUUGUUGUUUCUGUACUCUCCUCAUCCCUGUGGUGCCUUCUCUUAUUCUAAUUCCUUCCCUGUCCUUUCCCUUCCUGUUUUUUAUUUCUUUUCAUUUUCAAGUAUCAUAAGCUUACUAAAACCAAGAAGAGGAAAUAAACAUAGAAAGGAAUUCUAUCUUUAUGGAUCAUGUAAAGAUCAUUCAAAUUCAUAUAGAUGAUUAAAUUAUUAUAUCUGCAAAAUUCAUAAAGAUAGUUAAUAAGGUAAAAGUGACAAAUGGGUCUUCAUAAUAUUUAGUAAUUAGUUAUCAGAGUUUUCUGGAGUUAGAAGGGACCUGAAAGGAUGAAGACUAAAUAGCCUCUAAUUUCCCUUCCAACUAUAGGUUAGGGGUCUGGUCAAAAGAGAUAAUGACUAAUAAUACCAGUUUCUCCCCUCCUCUUGAUCUGUCUCAUGAUUUAUAUUCCAUGUAAUUUUGUUCAGACAAAUAUAAGAUAAAUUAAUUUUUUGAGGGGAGAAGAGAAGAGAUUUAAAUAAUAAUGAUAUAAAUUGUGAGAUUAAAACAACAAAGAUACAGUUUCAGUCGGAGGCUUGAUAACUUCUAAGGUCCUUUUCAGAUCCAGAAUGUUCUGAUUUUUAAUUUUGGAAGAGUAUGAAAUUUGAUUUGUCACUUGGCCAAACUACACCAUAUUUUGGAAUUUAUUGGAUCAAAUUAUGUUCUGUCCUAUAUUCUCUUGCUCCCCGUCAAGCCUUUAGAUAUGAAGAACCACCAAUCAUGACAAAGAUGCAUGACCCAUAGUAACAAUAUACAACACCAAAAAUAUUAACAGACAAUGAAUAUAUUUUCUGAUGGCUAUCCUUACAUAUUAGAAGCUCCUCAUUAGAACUAUUGAAAUAUUUUGCUAAGCCAAUAUUUUGAUUAAUUAAUUAUUCAGGCUUUGCAAAAUCACCCUGGCAAAUUCUAUACACACAGACACAAACACACAGACACACAGACACACACCCCACCACCAUUAUCACCACCCUACAAACCCCCACUCCCAACCCCAGUCCUCCCCUCCUCCCAUCUGUAAGCAAAUCUGUGGUAUGUUGGAAAAAGCCUUGGUCUUGGAGUUAAAAGACCUGGGCUCUACUCUCAACUUUGUUACUUAUGAGUCAUGUGGCCUUGGGCAAGUCACUUAAACUCUUUGAGCCUCAGUUCCCUCAUCUGCAAAAUGGGGAUAAUAAUACCUACUCUGCCUACCUCACAGGGUUGUUGUGAGGAUCAAAUAACACAUGAAAGUGCUUUGUAUAUUGUAAAGCACUAUUAAAACGUAAGGUAUUAUUAUGUUUAUAUUCUAUCAGAACAGCUGUCAACUUCUGAUUGGCCCAUGAUGCUUUGACAUACACACACACACACACACACACACUCAUGCAUAUAAAUAAGACUUUAUAUUUUUAACAUAAAAUAUAUAUUAUUCAUGGGACAACAUCAUGGAGCAAUCAGGAGUGGGGAGCUGUUGUUAACUAAAUAUAUAUAAUAGAGUAUGACAUUUCAGCCUUCUACGUAAGGUGACUUUUCUUUUGAACUCCUUGUAUUUUCUCCAGAUUGUUUCAAAGCCUUGUUGGCAUGGACUAUCAGUAUAUAAUCUUUGGAAAUGAGGAAAGCUAAGUAUUUCAGAACAGUUGGAGAAAUCCUUGUAUAUCCACCAAAUAAUCAUAAGUUAUAGAGGGAGUAUUUUUCCCCUUUGCUAUUUUUAUGGACCACAAUUAAGUACCCCAAUAAAACAACAAACAUCAAUCAGCUUUCUGAUUCUACCCUUGUAUGAACUAUUGGACUUAGCAUUUUUUUUAAACUACCCUGUGCUAUUACAUAUUAAAAUUUUGAGUUUUGGAAAGUAGGUAAGCUUAAUUUGAAUAAUUCUCUAUUUGUGUUUCAAGACUGAGGAAUAAAAUGUAAUUUAGCUUUUCGCGCUGUCUUAGCUCUCCAGGUGUUGCUUUAUCAUUAUUUGCAACAUACGGUUGUGUUUUACUGUGUAAAGCUCACUCAAACAAGAAAUACAAUGACUUUGGGGGAACAGUCUAA
Molecule: messenger RNA, 4944 nt
Organism: Phascolarctos cinereus (koala)
Lineage: Eukaryota; Metazoa; Chordata; Mammalia; Diprotodontia; Phascolarctidae
Source: RefSeq, a predicted model, not a curated record